AAACCUGACGAAUAUUAUGACUAUCCAGACUCCCUUAGAGAAAAUAAAAUGCCCAUUGUUAUUGAUAAUGGUGCUUGCAACUGCAGAGUAGGCUGGGCAUUUGAUGAGAAUCCACGGUUACAGUUCAAGAAUGUGGUUGCUAAGCAACGGGGUAGAAAAGAUGCAGACACAAGCACCCAGAUUGGUAAUGACAUCAGCAACAUUGAAGUGGUGAGGUGGCUCCUGAAAACGCAGUUUGACAGGAACAUUGUGACUCACUACGAUGUACAGGAAGUCACUUUUGAUUAUAUAUUUUCACACUUGGGUAUCAAGACACAGGGAAUGGUGGACCAUCCUAUCGUGUUAACUGAACCACUUUGCAAUCCGAAUUACUGCAGACAGUUGAUGUCAGAGUUAUUAUUUGAAUGUUACCACGUUCCAAAAGUUGCAUAUGGAGUGGAUAGUCUUUUCAGCCUUUAUUACAAUCAACCAAAAGCUGCCAGUACUGAUGCUAUUAUCUUAUCCUCUGGUUACCAAGCAACGCAUGUCAUACCUGUCAUCAAUGGUCGAGUGAAUUCUACUAACUGCAAGAGAAUUAACAUCGGUAGUUCUCACGCUACAUCAUUUAUGCAUCGAUUACUACAACUCAAAUACCCAGCACAUUUUACAGCCAUUACAUUGAGCCGAUCAGAGGAACUGACUAAUGAACACUGUUACAUGGCUGUUGAUUAUCAGGACGAACUUAAUGACUGGAAUUCUUUGGAAUAUUACUACGAGAAUGUACAUAAAAUACAACUGCCAUUCACACCAAUUCCAGGAAGUUCAUUAUCUGCCAAAGACAAAGAAGAAAGAAAACAACAACAAGUCAAACGGUUACAGGCUAUGAAUGCAAAAAGACGAGAAGAAAGGCUCGCAGCCGAACAAGAAAAACUACAACAGUUAAUGAGUAUACAGGAACUCCUAGAAGACGAGGAUGAGGAUGCAUUCAAUAGAGCCUUGGAGAAGUUUGGUUAUUCUUCCGCUGAUGAACUGCAAACUGCUGUGAAUAAAUUAACACUAUCCAUGCAAAGAAUCAAAGAUAAAAUCCUUGGAGUGGAACAAACGGAAGAUUCCAAUAAUCAGGAGACAACUUGUAAAGAGGAGCCCGUUUACGACUUGAUAGACAUUCCAGAUGAAGCACUUACGUUAGAACAGAAAGAAGAAAAAAGACGCCAGAGGAUUCUGAAGAAUGCCAGCGAUGCAAGAUUAAAAUCAAAGAAAGCCAGAGAGGAGCAAAGAGCUCAGCAAGAAUUAGAAAUGAAAGAAAUGGAAGCAAAACGACAAGUGGACUUUGAUGGCUGGAUAUCGGACAUUAGAACACAAAGACAGGAUCUGCUCGAGAGUCGGGCUCAGAGACAGCAGCUGAAGUCACAAUUAGCGAAAAGAAAAAGUCAAGCAUCGCAGGAAAGGAUGAGAAUAUUGACACAGUUAGCGCAUGGUAAAAGUGUAAGUGGUAAAGGUCAAGAAGACACAUUUGGUCUAAAUGACGAUGACUGGAAUGUUUAUAAAGCCAUUAAUAAAGAAGCUGGUGACAGUGACUCAGAGGCAGAACAAGAUAAACUAGCAGAGGUCGAACAGCUUCUUGCUGAGUAUGAUCCAGAAUUUCAAAAGGAGAUGUUGGCGCAACAACAGGUAGGAAUGACCUUUGACCUCACUGAGUAUUACCAACUACAUCUGGGCGUGGAGCGGAUCCGGGUUCCAGAAUUAUUAUUCCAGCCGUCAAUGAUUGGUGUGGAGCAAGCCGGAAUUGCAGAGACACUGGAAUACGUUCUGAGUCGAUAUCCUAUGGAUGUUCAAAAUAAUCUUGUCCAAAAUAUUUUCAUGACAGGUGGCAACACAAUGUAUCCCAAUAUGAAGACUAGAUUGGACAAAGAGCUAUUAGCAAUGAGACCUUUCCAAUCAGCAUUCAAAAUACACACUGCCAAUAACCCAUUACUAGAUAGUUGGUAUGGAGCUAGAAAAUGGACACUAUCGCAAAAUGUUUGUUAUAUUACCAAAGCUGAGUAUGAAGAGAAAGGGGGAGAAUAUUUAAAAGAACAUAUCACAUCGAAUACAUUUGUACCAACGCCAAAAUAA
Molecule: messenger RNA, 2094 nt
Organism: Saccoglossus kowalevskii
Lineage: Eukaryota; Metazoa; Hemichordata; Enteropneusta; Harrimaniidae
Product: actin-related protein 5-like
Source: RefSeq, a predicted model, not a curated record